Dama dama (fallow deer) is the source of this 2561-nucleotide messenger RNA. It is a transcript of the gene TPRN, whose product is annotated as taperin. The record is from RefSeq and is a predicted model, not a curated record. NCBI's taxonomy places the organism in Eukaryota, Metazoa, Chordata, Mammalia, Artiodactyla, Cervidae. The coding region runs from base 24 to 2237 and encodes 737 amino acids. The transcript is spliced from 4 exons. Gene Ontology annotation, cellular component: stereocilium base. Gene Ontology annotation, molecular function: phosphatase binding. Gene Ontology annotation, biological process: sensory perception of sound; stereocilium maintenance; auditory receptor cell stereocilium organization.
GGAUCCGGCGGCUACUCCGCAGCAUGGCCGGCUUGGGACGGCCGGGCCCAGCGCCCCGCGCCGCGAUGCCUGCCUGGAAGCGAGAGAUCCUCGAGCGAAAGCGGGCUAAGCUGGCGGCCUUGGGCGGGGGCGCGGCGCCGGUCGCUGGGGCUGGCACGACGGAGACCGCUGGGCCGGUGACCGAGCCGCUGGUGCUGGCCGAGAGCCUGGGCCCGCUGCGCGAAAACCCGUUCAUGCGGCUCGAGUCGGAGCGGCGGCACGGGGCGCGGCGCGCCGGGGGCGCGGGCGCGGCGGGGCCCGGAGCGCGGCCCGCGGAGCAGCUGCUGGAGCUGUACUGCCGCGUGCCCGGCGUGCGCACCAUCCGCGCCGACAACAUCCUCAUCAUCGAGUCGGAGCCCGGCUUUCCGCCCGCGCCCAGCCCGGGCCUCGGUCCCGGAGGGACCGCCCGCAUCCGCGCCGCGGAGGUGCUUGUGUACGAGGCACCGCCGACGGCCGGCCGCGUCAGCCGCCUGCUCCAGAAGUUCGACCCGCCGGCCGCGCCGCGCCGCCGCGGGAGCCCGGAGCGCGUCCGCCCCGCGCUGCCACCCUCUCCGGGCCCGGCCGUUCCGCGCGUGGGCGAGCGCGCCGCCUGCUUCCAGUCCGAUCCGGAGCGCUGCGGCUCAGGCCUUGGCCCCGGGCCCCGGCGCAGCGGCUUCUUGCACAAGACUAGCAGCAACUCCUUCACUGUCCACCCGCGGGGCCUGCGCCAUAGUGCGGGCACUCGCCCACUCCCCAACGGGCCCCUGGCCCCGGAGUCCCGGGCCGGCGCUGCCAACGGCUUUGAGGGCUCCGCGCCUGAGCCAGGCGAGUGGAAGCCAAAGGUGGAGUCGGGGGAGGCCCCCGCCCACCAGUCCCCCAGCCCGGGGACCCCCAGUGCCACUCCAGCCGCGGAUCCGGCCUUGCCCACGCUCAGCUCUUCCAGUGCCACUCCCAGCCAGCGCCAGUGGGUCUCCGCGGCCACCAGCGCCAAUGACUCCUUCGAGAUACGGCCGGCCUCAAAGCCAGACAUGGGCAGGAUCCCUGCCGGGGACCUCCAGGCCCGGGCUCUGGCUAGCCUUCGAGUGAACUCUCGAAACUCCUUCGUAGUCAUCCCCAAGCGCAAGACCUCUGGGGCUCCUCCUGGGGAAGGGAGGCGGUCCGUGGCGCCUCCAGAGAAAGAAGUUGGCUGGGCCUCCCAGCACCCAGAGCAUGAAGCCCAGCAGGUACCUGGAGUGGAUGGUGUGUUUGCAGGUGGGAGGAGCCCCCCCAGAAUCGUGGAGGGGGGCAGCCCUGCUCCAGCCGCUGCCCUUGUGGACCCUGCUGUCAGGUGGCAGGGGCUGCCCUCACCACCCCCAUCUCCUGAAGCUGAGCCCGCCCAGGGCUUCCAGACUUCUGGCUUGGCCAAGAACGGCAGGGAGCCUAGGCGGCCAGGGCUGCCCAUCACUUUCAUUGAUGAGGUGGACUCGGAGGACGAGGUCCCCCAAGAAGCCAAACUUCCCUGCUCCGGGGCUGGUGCGCCUCCCCAGUACCACCCGCAUCCGACCAGGCCUGGGUACUUGUCAGAGCUCCAGCAUCGGGGUGGCAACACCUUCACAGUGGUGCCUAAGAGGAAGCCAGGGGCCGUGCAGGCCAACGGCGAGGCCAGGCCAACGGAGGCUGAGGAAGAGGAGCCAGGCAGAGUUUCGGAGCCCCCUGCUGCUGCAGGGACCUCACUGAAGAAGCGCUACCCCACUGUGCACGAGAUCGAGGUGAUCGGCGGAUACCUGGCCCUGCAGAAGUCUUGUCUCACCAAGGCCGGCUCCUCAAGAAAGAAGAUGAAGAUCUCCUUCAAUGACAAGAGCCUGCAGACCACGUUUGAGUACCCCCCCGAGAGCUCCCUGCAGGAGGAGGAGGCGGAGGAGGAGGAGGAGGAGGGGUACGUGGAGGAGGAUGCGGAGGCCUCUGGCCCUGACGGCGUGCCGGAGAAGCACCUCAUGCUCUUCCUGCCCCGGGCCACGUUCGUGAGCAGGGUGGGGCCCGAGAGCCCACAGCUGCCGGACGGCAGCUCCAGCCUGUCCAGCUACACGCCGAAGCACUCCGUGGCUUUCAGCAAGUGGCCAGAGCAGGUGCUGGAGCGGACUCCAAGCGUGGAGGAGGCCCCGCCCAAGGAGGUCAUGCUCACCCCUGCCGGGCAGAACGACCUCUCGGACUUCCGAAGUGAGCCAGCCCUCUACUUCUGACCUCCCGCCCCCCGACCAGCACGGCCAAGGCUGACGCCCUCCGGCCUGCCAGGCUCUGCCCACCCACGUGCCGCGCGUGCUGCCUGGGGCCUCACAAGCAGGCCGGUGCUCAGGGCCUGAGCCGGGGGCGCCCGGGACUCCUGACCCUGGUUUGCGGGCACUGCCUGUGGGGAAGGACGGGUCCUGUCAGGUGUGUCCAUGUGGAGGCCGACGGGACUGGAUUUCCCCAGCCCACACCCCCACGUCAGCCACUGUUUCUGAUGAUCAGCACGUCUCUCCCUGCCUCUGAUGACGGACUCAAUAAACAACACUGGAUGAACUGCC